CAUUGGUGUGUGUGUUCUUCUUGUUCCAUUUGCAUUUAAAUAUAUACACAGAAGAAUUCUCGUAUUUAUAAGUUCGUGACUCGAAUGUGGUAAGUAAGAGAGUCAAGAAAGAAGCUACGAAUUUAUGCACUUAUUACUUGUGCAACUUACCUGUGUGUAGGUAAGUGUCGCGACGCUUUAAGCGACGGCAGACUUAAAAUAAUUACUUUGCAUUAUUAAAACAAGUUCUUCUUUCGGCGGAGUAUUUUCAAAUGAUUGGUUGCACUUUAAGGCUGAAUUAUGUUAACUACUUGAACAAUAAGUUGACAAUUAGAGAGAAAAUGAUAAAGUUGAAAACUUAAGAGUUUGAGGCAUGCCAAACCUGAGAUUUGUGUUGAGCAGUUCUCGAGAAAUUCUCGAGUAUUCGUCGAGUCUCAUAUUUGGGGAAUAUUUUGUCCUCUGAUUGCCUUCAUUAAUUCUAAUUUUAAGAUUCGUAAUAAUUCAUGUUACAAAAUCAAGCCAAACAAACUCUUAGUUUGUUAUAAGCAGAGACGUCACGUAGUCGUGCAAUGUAAACGUUGUUAAAAUUAAGCCUCGCCAAUUUAAGUGCAGGUUUCAUGGCGGAAUAUGUACGUACAUGCAUUAUUCUCUUUGAUAUGAAAAUGAAACUGUGUUUUAAUAUUUAUUUAGAAGCUCCACAAAACCGAAUAUUUCAUGGAAAUUAAACACCCUCAAGGCUACCACCACCGAUAUUUCGACAUUUCUGGCCAGAUUUCCGUCUCCUGACAUUUCAUUUUCACCUUCUUACUACAUAUUAAACCCACCUACUUACUUGUAGUUGUGGAUGAUUGAAUUCUCCAGCAUUAAAUGUACUUACUCUGGUAAAACGUAAGACUGGCGAAAUGUCAAGGGUCAACUUACUUAUACAUACGUAAGUAUGUCGAAUAUUAAAAUAGAAUUCGUUAGCAAAAUGGAUGGCUGACAUUUUAAUUACUCUCCUGAUUUCAAUUAUGUCACGUCUGGAAAGAAUGAUUGUGGGCUAAAGUGGAUUUUUUCAUGUCAUGGUAAAUAAAUAUCCACUGCUUAACUUGAUCCUUAUUCCACCCAAGGCUACUUUGUCCAUUAGGCGUGAUUUGCAUGUUUGUUUGCUAUACGACAUACGUACAUACUCAGUUAUAUAAGUACUCUCUCUUUUAUUGAUUUUCGCUACUGUUACCAACCACCAAAACGAUAUAAUCUAUAACGUUAUUAUUAGCCUUGGGUCCAUACAUAUUAAUUGUGCGUCAUGUCAUCCACGUAGCUACAAAGCCCUGCUUAUCACCACCGGAUAAAGGAUCGCAAAUACCGGACAUCCAAAUACCUUUACUUUUACAUAGAAACCUGGCAUGAGAUCAAAUUCUCAGUGGGAAAGCAUCACUGCUUUCUCUCUUUCUCUCGCUGCCAAGCAUCACCACCGACCGACGUGACCAAGCGACUGCUGGUUUCCAAGCCUCUGGGUCAAUCGAUACAUGUUCAAGUUUCGAGCAGCUCCGAGGAAAGCAGGCACAUAGAAAUUUAUUAUUGCGUAUUUUCCGGGCUGAAGUGACUUUCUCCGUUGGAACACGAGAGAGGAGAAAGCAGGAGAAAAACAGGACGGCAUUUCUUCUCUCACACUUAUUGUCAGUCAGUCGCUAUUAUUCACAGACUCGAUCCAGUCGUAUUUUUACGGGUUUCUCCAGCGUGAGAAAAAUUUGCGAAAGCUGUCUCACCAACUCAUUUACUUAGACAAAGGCAACUUAAGCUUGGAGUUUAUUGAAUUACGAGGAUUUACGAAGAAAUUUAUGAGAGAGAAAGAUGAACAAAUUUUGGCACCACACGCAUAAAUCUUCGACGGAUAGCGUCACCUCCGUGACUGGAUUUCAUGAUGGGUACAUCUACAAGAUUAUUAAUAAGUAUGAUGACAGCGUGAUCCACCUGGAAAACUACAUCACUACUCCUGGAGCCUCGAUUGUGGCUGAAGAGGAUACGGACAGCGACUGUCAAAGGUUUCGGACUUCGCGAAUCCGGGAGGGCGAAGAAGGUGGUGAGUUCGAAAUCUCCUCCAUGCAUCAAAAUCCUUCCGGUCCCGUGCAAGUGUGGGAGUACAGACAGGAUACCAAAAUCUUGGUCCAAAAUACGGCUGCUUCCAGUUCUACGGGUUUUCAAAUAUCCUCACUUCCAUCGUCCAGCGGAAGUGGGGUGGCAGGGUCGGACCCGAAUCAACUCUGGGUGGCCGUCGAGAAGUCGGAAGGGAGUCGAAUCUACUUUAUUAAACCACGAUCUGAAGAUGUAUGCUUGACAAAUAUGGGGAUUGGUCAACCCAUCGGCCUCUAUGCUCCUGACCCUUCUGACCGAACACAGCAUUGGGUCCUUGAACCAACCGACUACACCGAGUAAUGACUUUCUUUGAACGAGGUCCACAAAAAAAUACAUACCCAAGAAAUACCUACUAACUACCAAAAAAUGGACAAUUUAUGUAUGUAGCUUAACCUCUUUGUAAGUAAGAACAGAUCACUUUUAGUUAGAGGCAGAGAGAGAUCAAGUUGUGAAAGACUUGAAUUUAUUGACUCUAUAUUAUUGUACUCUCUAUAUUAUUAUUCAAUCUAAAUGUAAUUCUAGAUGUGCUAGCAUUUAAUACGAUCCGGUAGUUUUGUUUAGUAAAAGGAAUAUUUUACAGGGAUCACUAUCUAUUACCAAAUGUGUGAAGAAAUAACCACAUGCAGCUAAAUAAAAUGCUAAAAAAGAAUUACACUCAAUAGGCCACUCUUUCAACUCGAUGAUAUCAGAAAUAUGCCUUUCAUGCAAAGAAAAUGCUCGAUUUAGCUCAGCGUGUCUUUUUCUAUUGUACAAAAAAAAUCUACAUGUGAAUUGAACCAAUUUUUCUUUAACGACACGGGCGAGCAGAGCAAUUCGUAAAGUACUGUAAUAAAAUAAGAAAGAAAUGUGAAGAUGUAUGAGAUCAGGUUUCAAAUUCUAUAAUUUGUUCUAAAUUUAUACUCUUUCUGUCUGAAGUUGUGACUUGAUUCUUGAUGUUGUUGGUAGAUAGAUAUGCAGGGAAGCGUGUGUAUAUGUAGAACUAUUGAAUUCUAUUUGUGUAAUUUUAAUGGAAAUAUAUAUGUGUACAAAUUUGAUCUUUAAGUCAUAUCUUUAAUCUAUGUAUUUAUGUGUAUUCUAUUUAUCAAUGCGUCUAAAAUCUCAGUGUCAUCCUAUUUGUGUUGUCUGAAAAAAUUAUCGUGACUAUGAAAUUCUGUAAAAAUUACACCACUAUACUUACAUGCAUAUUAUGUCAUUUGAGCUAUUAAAAUUUUAUUAGCAAUUCUUUGUCAAUAUUUAAUAAAGUGUGUAAUAAAAUAUUAAUUUUUGUAAUUAAUGGCACCACUUAUUGUUAUAAUUUUAUACACUCUAAUAAGAAAAGAAAAUCCAAAAGUAGGGUCUCUUGAUAAACGAUCAUGGAUUGGAUGACAAAGACAAGAUAGAUGUUUUAG
Molecule: messenger RNA, 3482 nt
Organism: Folsomia candida
Lineage: Eukaryota; Metazoa; Arthropoda; Collembola; Entomobryomorpha; Isotomidae
Exons: 6
Coding region: 1813-2394 (193 amino acids)
Source: RefSeq, a predicted model, not a curated record